This is a messenger RNA of Nerophis ophidion (straightnose pipefish), 4773 nucleotides long. Its product is annotated as sister chromatid cohesion protein PDS5 homolog A-like. Gene Ontology annotation, cellular component: nucleus; chromatin. The transcript is spliced from 33 exons. The record is from RefSeq and is a predicted model, not a curated record. Lineage: Eukaryota; Metazoa; Chordata; Actinopteri; Syngnathiformes; Syngnathidae. Gene Ontology annotation, biological process: mitotic sister chromatid cohesion; DNA repair. The coding region runs from base 221 to 4084 and encodes 1287 amino acids.
ACAUCUCCCGCAUGUUCCGGCUGAUGUUCUGCCUGUCGUAGCCUUCUUUGCUGGGGGGGAAGUCGGACUCCAUGUCGAGAGGGUAACCCUGACCGAGGCUUUCCUCCACUGGCUGCCCACCGGGGACUCUGGCCGGGCUUUGACUGCUUUUCUUCCUGCGAGGCAUGACGCCUUCGACGAGAGGCCAGCAGAAGACGGUGUGGACCAGACGUCAACAAGCAUGGAGUUCCCGCAACAACAGAAGCCGGCGGGGGACGGCAAGAUCUUCUACCCGCCCGGAGUCAAGGAGAUCACGGACAAGAUCAGCAACGAUGAGGUGGUCAAGCGGUUAAAGAUGGUGGUGAAGACCUACAUGGACAUGGAUCAAGAUUCUGAAGAGGAGAAGCAGCAGUAUCUCGGCCUCGCACUCCACCUUGCCUCAGAAUUCUUCCUCAGGAACCCCAAUAAAGACGUGCGGCUGUUAGUCGCCUGCUGUCUGGCUGACAUCUUCAGGAUCUAUGCCCCUGAGGCCCCUUACACCUCCCAUGACAAACUGCAGGACAUCUUCCUCUUCAUUACAAGACAGCUAAAGGGACUAGAAGAUACCAAGAGCCCCCAGUUCAACAGAUACUUUUACCUUCUGGAGAACCUGGCCUGGGUGAAGUCCUACAACAUAUGUUUUGAACUGGAGGACUGCAACGAAAUCUUCACCCAGCUUUUCAAAACCCUUUUCUCUGUGAUUAAUAACAGCCAUAACCAGAAGGUGCAGAUGCACAUGAUGGAUCUGAUGUGUUCCAUCAUCAUGGAGGGAGAUGGGGUCACACAAGAGCUUUUGGACAGCAUCCUCAUCAAUCUCAUCCCUGCACACAAGAAUCUGAACAAACAAGCGUACGAUCUUGCAAAGACUAUCCUGAAGAGGACUGUCCAAACCAUGGAGAUGUGCAUUGCAAAUUUCUUUAAUCAGGUUUUAGUGAUGGGAAAGUCUUCUGUCAGCGACCUUUCGGAACAUGUCUUUGACCUCAUCCAGGAACUCUUUGCCAUUGAUCCUUUGCUACUUACCUCUGUUAUGCCACAGCUGGAAUUCAAACUCAAGAGCAAUGAUGGGGAAGAGCGUCUGGCUGUUGUGCGUUUGCUCGCCAAGUUGUUUGGAGCCAAAGACUCUGAGCUGGCCACACAUAACAGGCCGCUCUGGCAGUGCUUCUUAGGACGGUUCAAUGACAUCCAUGUUCCGGUUAGGCUGGAGUGUGUAAAGUUUGCCAGCCACUGCCUCAUGAACCACCCAGACCUGGCCAUAGACCUUACAGAGUUUUUGAAGGUGCGUUCCCACGACCCCGAGGAAGCUAUUCGUCACGAUGUCAUUGUCACUAUCAUCAAUGCUGGGAAAAAGGACCUUAACUUGGUCAACGAUCAACUGUUGGCUUUCGUAAGAGAGAGAACUCUGGACAAGAGGUGGCGAGUGCGCAAGGAGGCCAUGAUGGGCCUGGCUCAGCUCUAUAAGAAAUACUGUUUGCACCACGAGGCUGGGAAGGAGUCUGCCCUGAUGAUCAGCUGGAUCAAAGACAAGUUGCUGCACAUCUACUACCAGAACAGCAUUGACGACAAGUUACUAGUGGAGAAGAUCUUUGCCCAGUUCAUGGUCCCUCACAGCCUGGAAACAGAAGAAAAGAUGAAGUGUCUCUAUUACCUUUAUGCCUGCUUGGACACCAAUGCUGUCAAGGCUUUGAAUGAGAUGUGGAAGUGUCAGAAUAUGCUGCGAGGCCUGGUCAAAGAGCUGCUUGACCUCCACAAGCUGCCGGCGUCUGAGGCCAACACCACUGGCAUGUUCGGGAAGCUGAACAACAUAGCAAAAAACUUGCCAGAUGCUGGGAAAGCUCAAGAUUUCAUUAAGAGGUUCAACCAGGUUCUUGGUGAGGAUGAGAAGCUGAGAAUCCAGCUGGAGGUCCUCAUCAGUCCGACUUGCUCCUGUAAACAGGCCGAGAUCUGUGUGAGGGAGAUCACUCGCAAGUUAACCUUCCCCAAGCAGCCGACCAAUCCCUUCUUGGAGAUGGUGAAGUUCCUGCUUGAACGCAUCGCCCCUGUGCACAUAGACUCCGAGGCAAUUAGUGCUCUUGUCAAACUGCUCAACAAGUCCAUUGAGGGCACGGCGGAUGACGACGAGGAGGGUGUUACACCUGAUACAGCCAUCCGCUCAGGCCUGGAACUACUCAAAGUCCUGUCCUUCACCCAUCCCACAGCGUUCCACUCGUCAGAGACCUACGAGUCUCUUCUCCAGUGUCUGAAGAUGGAGGACGACAAAGUGGCUGAGGCAGCGAUCCAGAUAUUCAGAAACACGGGGCAAAAAAUCGAAACAGAACUUCCCCAAAUAAGAUCGACGCUGAUUCCCAUCCUGCAUCAGAAGGCAAAGAGGGGGACGCCUCACCAGGCCAAGCAGGCCGUGCACUGUAUCCACGCCAUCUUUAACAACAAGGAAGUGCAACUGGCUCAGAUAUUUGAGCCUCUGUCACGGAGUCUAAACGCAGACGUCCCCGAGCAGCUCAUCACGCCCCUCGUGUCCCUAGGUCACAUCUCCAUGCUGGCCCCAGAUCAGUUUGCCUCGCCCAUGAAAUCCAUAGUAGCGAACUUUAUCGUCAAAGACCUGCUAAUGAACGACAGGUCGGUGGGAAACAUGAAUGGAAAGCUGUGGACCCCUGAUGAUGAAGUUUCACCUGAAGUUCUGGCUAAAGUGCAAGCCAUCAAGCUGCUGGUGCGCUGGUUACUGGGAAUGAAGAACAACCAAUCCAAGUCGGCAAACUCCACCCUGCGCUUGCUGUCCGCCAUGCUGGUCAGCGAGGGAGACCUCACCGAGCAAAAGAAAAUCAGCAAAUCGGACAUGUCUCGCCUAAGACUGGCGGCAGGUGGCGCUAUUAUGAAGUUGGCCCAGGAGCCCUGUUACCACGACAUCAUCACGCCUGAGCAGUUCCAGCUGUGCGGUCUUGUGAUCAACGACGAGUGCUACCAGGUGCGUCAGAUCUUUGCUCAGAAGUUGCACUUGGCUCUGGUCAAACUGACGUUGCCACUGGAGUACCUGGCCGUCUUCGCCCUGUGCGCCAAGGACCCGGUGAAGGAGCGCCGCGCCCACGCCCGACAGUGUCUGCUGAAGAACAUCUCAGUGCGCAGAGAGUACAUCAAGCAGAACUCACUCACUCAGGACAAACUGAUGUCCUUCCUUCCUGAGUACGUUGUCCCUUUUAUGGUCCACCUGCUGGCUCAUGACCCAGACUUCACAAAACCGCAGGAAUACGACAUGCUCAAAGACAUCAAAGAGUGUCUAUGGUUCAUGCUGGAGGUGUUGAUGACCAAGAAUGAGAAUAAUAGUCACGGUUUUCUGAGGAAAAUGGUGGAGAAAAUCAAACAGACCAAAGAUGCACAGUGUCCUGAUGACAUCAAAGCCAACGAGAAGCUGUAUAUCCUCUGUGAUGUUGCGCUCUUCGUCAUCGUCAACAAGAGCACCGCGUGUCACCUGGACUGUCCAAACGACCCCGUACUACCCGACAAGUUCUACUUGGCGCCAGAGAAGGACUUCCAGAAUGACAAAGACUAUCUGGCAGCAGAGAUGCGACAAAUGUUACUCACAGGAAAGCCUAAACCUCCAGUGUUGGCGACUGUCAACAAAGCCCUGACCGUACCAGGCAGAAAGAUCUUCAAGACCCCAGUAGUUACCAGCAGUAAUACCAGCACCACCAACUCCUCACCACUAAGCUCAUCCCCCGUCAACAAGAACACCAAGAGCAUCAUAGCCACAGAACCGGUCGAGAGCCGAACGCAAGAAAACAACGAGAACCCAGUCAUCAAGAAUGAAGAAGGCAAGGUGGAGAAGGAGCCCAGUAAGAACGUCACCCCCAACGCCGGGAAGGAAACGCCGCCCGUUAAACGGCGUGGUCGGCCACCCAAAACGACGGCUGCUGCUCCUCCUGCGGCGGCGAGCAAAGACACGGCGAGCACAGGCGCCGGACGAGGUCGGAAGAGAGCGGCGGACGCCAACUCCACCCCAUCCACAGAGUCGGCCAAGGUGUCAAAGCAGCAGAAUGAUGAGGGGACAGAUCAACAGAUUGACGUGCAGAGGUAAAGGGUGGAGCCACACUUGUAGUCAAAGGGCCAGAAUUCAACCAUGUUCUUCUCCUGGACACUUACGGACCUUUCUUAAAUCAUACCUGCAUACCUUUUACUUUCACACCACAUCCUAGAAGGUUUGUAAACACUCUGUAGUUAUGAUUUUAAGCUCAUUGUAUGUAGGUCUUAUCCCCCCGGACCGUUUAUUUUUGUUUGUUUUUGGCACACUGCUGCUUUUGUGGAGACAUUUUUAAGAAAAGAAAAAAAGUCAUGGACGUUUUACAAAAAUUUUAAUCUGGUAUGAUUAUUGUUUAUUAAAUUCCCUGAUAAAACUCCUCCUGUACGACUCCUUCCUCAAUAAUCUCCAUAUAAUUUCCCCACUGCUCGGUCACUCACUUUGUAAAUACUACUCCACAGCUUUCAACCAUCCAAAACAACAAUGGCUGCAUGAACCCGUUACAACAUUGUCUUCUUAGUUGCUUUAGGCUUGAACUUUCUUUUUUUCUAAAGGACCAAAUGACAAGUUUGCAUUCUGACCUGCUCCUCCGCCGAGCCUGGAGGGAAAACACCUUUUUCAUAUGAAUUCUUUUUGUUUUUACUGUCAAAAGUAUGUGAUUUUACUUCACCCUGGAGUGCAUAAAUGGUAUACUACCAUGAAAGUAUUUUUCAGUCUUUGUCCUGUUUUAUAAUUAAAUGUAGUUUGUA